This is a messenger RNA of Dibothriocephalus latus, 219 nucleotides long. The record is from the annotation of a GenBank genome assembly. Lineage: Eukaryota; Metazoa; Platyhelminthes; Cestoda; Diphyllobothriidea; Diphyllobothriidae.
GUUGGCGUGGCGCUGGGUUUCGGUAUUCCGCCCCUGAUUGUGCCCUCGCUGGAAUCCUAUGGUACGCCCAAUUCCACCCAGCAGGCGGAUAGCAUGUUUGCGGAUUUUAAACGUGGUUUCCAGUACCUUCUGUAUGGUGGGGCGAUCCUUAUCACCGUGGAUCUGCUGCUCGUUCUCAUAUUUUUUUGGGCUCUUUAUCUGUAUCGCAUGAUCCGAUAA